This is a messenger RNA of Anoplopoma fimbria (sablefish), 1033 nucleotides long. It is a transcript of the gene lamtor4, whose product is annotated as late endosomal/lysosomal adaptor, MAPK and MTOR activator 4. Gene Ontology annotation, molecular function: guanyl-nucleotide exchange factor activity. The transcript has 4 exons. Bases 246 to 548 code for a protein of 100 amino acids. NCBI's taxonomy places the organism in Eukaryota, Metazoa, Chordata, Actinopteri, Perciformes, Anoplopomatidae. Gene Ontology annotation, cellular component: Ragulator complex; lysosome. Gene Ontology annotation, biological process: cellular response to amino acid stimulus; positive regulation of TOR signaling. The record is from RefSeq and is a predicted model, not a curated record.
GACACAUCACCUGACAGGGCUGAGCUGUGGGUUAGGGUUAGAGGUGUCAGAGCCCGUCUCUGGAGGUGUUUAAUUAGAGAUGUUCCUGCACAUUCAGUCCUGUGAGUGACUUUGUAUGAUGACAAUUUAAAUAAAGUUUAAAGUAAAAAACAAAAAAGUUCAGACCAGACUUUACUGCGCAUGCGCGGAAACCCAAGAAAACCGGAAAUGCAGCUGAGCUCCUGCUCGUAAACAGGAGAAGAAGAAUGACGACGGCGGCUCUGACUGCGGGUCUGGAGCGGAUCCCGGAUCAGCUCGGGUACCUGGUCAUCAGCGAGGACGGAGUUCUGGCCUCAGCAGGGGAGCUGGAGAACGAUGAACACACAGCAGCUGUGAUGAUGCAGAUGGUUCGAACAGCGAGUCGAUUCAAGUUACCUGGAUCAGCUGAGCCGCCCUUCAAACGCAUGUCAGUGACUCUGGAGGACUUUGUUUACAUGGUGACGGUUUCUGGUCAGAAGGUUUUUGUGGUGAAACGUCAGAACAACCAGCAGGAACCAAUCAACGCUUAGAGAGCGACACACAGGAAGUGAGGUGGAGGUCAGGUGACCUGAGGAGCAGCGGUGAAGGUCAGAGAUCAUCUGUUCGUCUGCAGCAGGGACUGUUUCCGACUGUUAAAACCUAAAUAAAGUUUGUUUGAAUUUGUUUAUUUAACUGAAUAAAAUGAUUUAAAUGAGUUUAUUAAUGUUGAUUUAAAUGUGACGAUCGUCGUCAGACGAGAUAAGAUGUUAGAUUUAAGUUGAAUUCAACAUUUAGUAGAAAAGAAUAACGUUUGUCAACACGUGAACUUCAGAUGUAAAGCUCAGUUUCUCUCCAGACUUUUCUACAUAAGUGACGUUUGCUCGGAUAUAAAAACGUCGAUUUAAGAAUCGUGAUGGAAACAUUCGGCUCAGUUUCCCUAAACCUGUCUAUGAAUUUGUGAACUUAUUUCUCAACGAUUCAUCACAAAAUGUUUUGUUCAUGAACCAAUUUAUAACAAAAUAAAGUUUAAUCAGAA